Engraulis encrasicolus (European anchovy) is the source of this 951-nucleotide messenger RNA. RefSeq names its product interferon-induced protein 44-like. The transcript is spliced from 6 exons. Gene Ontology annotation, biological process: immune response. Lineage: Eukaryota; Metazoa; Chordata; Actinopteri; Clupeiformes; Engraulidae. The coding region runs from base 52 to 951 and encodes 299 amino acids. The record is from RefSeq and is a predicted model, not a curated record.
GAGUAUGAUUCUGAAUGGCGAAGCCUGGACUGGAAGCCAGACGAAACAAGAAUGAAAAUGGAGAACUUUACCCUGAGUAACCCUGAUAUCGGCCACCUUCGCUUCCUGUUGCACGGCCCUGUGGGAUACGGCAAAUCCAGCAUCAUCAACUCCUUCAACAGCGUGUUCCAACGUCGCGUCACAGAGAAGGCCCUAACGGCAGCGGCCACUGGCACAAGCCACACUAAAGUCUACCAAACAUACCAAGUCAAGGAUGUCCAGGGAAGAGAGCUGCCAUUCGUCUUCAAUGACAGUAUGGGGCUGGAGGAUGAGGAAGAGGGCGGUGCUCUGUCUGAUGACAUCAUCACUGCCAUACAAGGUCAUGUCAAGGAUGGCUAUAAGUUCAACAAGGGUCCUUUGCGUACGUGGGACAAGCACUACUACAACAAAAGCCCCAGUCUCAGCGAUAAGGUGCACUGCCUGGUGAGUGUCCUCCGUGCGGACAAAAUCUCCCUCCUGGACACAGAUGGGGGCAACCUGACUAAAAUGAGGAACGUCAGACAUGCUGCAAGUGACCUAGGUAUUCCCCAGGUCGUGAUCAUGACACAUGUGGAUGAAUGUUGCCCUUUGGUGAAGGAAGAUCUGAAGAACAUCUACAAAAGCAAGAAGAUCCAUCAGGCUAUGCAGCAAUGCAGUGUGAAGCUUGGCGUGCCCCUGAAUUGCAUCUUCCCAGUCAAGAACUACCACCAGGAGACUAAAGUGGACAACAAGACCGACUGUGUGAUCCUGGAAGCCCUGGAGAAGAUCACUCACCUCGCCAACGACUAUGUGGAGGACAAAAUAACCCGCGUGUCCCCCCUUAAAAUAGCAGCUUUUGUUGUAUGUAUGGGGGUUGUUUUAAUUUCUUUUCUUGGAGUACUUCCUUUCUUGCUCUUGAUUGGCUUAUGUAUGUAUGAAUUGUUGUGUUCCUAG